This is a messenger RNA of Rhagoletis zephyria (snowberry fruit fly), 2591 nucleotides long. It is a transcript of the gene Shal, whose product is annotated as Potassium voltage-gated channel protein Shal. Gene Ontology annotation, molecular function: A-type (transient outward) potassium channel activity; protein binding. The record is from RefSeq and is a predicted model, not a curated record. Gene Ontology annotation, cellular component: voltage-gated potassium channel complex; membrane. Gene Ontology annotation, biological process: action potential; protein homooligomerization; potassium ion transmembrane transport. Lineage: Eukaryota; Metazoa; Arthropoda; Insecta; Diptera; Tephritidae.
UUUUAAAUUUAUAACACUUUAAACUAUUUUAAGUAGUUAAGUACAAAAAAUGGACUGCGGGUUAGGCCACUUCUGCUCUCACGGCUGAAAUAAUGGGAAUGUUUGCUCUUUCGAAUUAAUCGGAAGCUUUAAUUUAUGUUAAUAUUUUUUUGAAUUUUUUAAAAGAAACCACUAUAUGGACCACCAUGUACAUAAAUAUAUCUUAGAGUCAUCAAGAGAGGGGAAAAAAUUGGUAAAGUGAUAUAUCUGUAAUCAACCCUAUCCACAGUUUCAUGUAAUUAAAUUCUUCACAAGAAUUAACAAGCGAAACAAAAACAAAUUUGGAAAAAUUUUAAUUCUUGGUAAUAUGUAUUUAAUAUGUAUUAAUGUAAAGCAGAAAUUUCUUUUAUUUCCAAACCUAAGAAGAAGAAAAUAUUUAACGUGGCAACUUCAUUAGAAAUUGGCAUUUUUUCAUGGCUCCGCAAUUUGGACUUUACUAUUUAGAAAUAAAAGAUGCUGAUACUUUGCACUAUUGCGUUUAAGAAGAUAGCCGUGUUGAGGUAUUUAAAAAAGCAAGUAACCCAAAGUAUGAUCGCAUGUUUGAGAUUACUGAAGAACUAAAACGUAAUGCUUAAGCUUGUAUAAAAAGUUUCAAGCACAAACGAGUAUAUACUUAAAUAACCCUGAAAAAUAAAUAUUUCAAUUGUUACUACGUACAGUUCAAUUUUCGAAUCAACUCGCUCUGACCUCGGAUAAUAAUAUAAAAGUAAUCUCCGUGUAAAACAUUCCACCGCAUAGUAUGGCCUCGGUCGCCGCUUGGCUGCCAUUUGCACGGGCGGCGGCCAUCGGUUGGGUUCCAAUUGCUACUCACCCACUACCGCCACCACCUAUACCAAAGGAUCGUCGCAAAACAGAUGACGAAAAGCUGCUGAUCAAUGUUUCCGGUCGUCGCUUCGAAACAUGGCGAAACACGCUCGAAAAGUACCCCGACACAUUACUGGGUUCUAAUGAGCGUGAAUUUUUCUAUGACGAGGAUUGCAAAGAGUAUUUCUUCGAUAGAGAUCCAGACAUUUUUCGGCAUAUCCUUAACUAUUACCGUACAGGAAAGCUCCAUUACCCAAAACACGAAUGCCUUACCAGUUAUGACGAGGAGUUGGCAUUCUUUGGCAUAAUGCCGGAUGUAAUUGGCGAUUGCUGCUAUGAAGAUUACCGUGAUCGCAAACGUGAGAAUGCCGAACGUUUAAUGGACGAUAAAUUAUCGGAAAAUGGCGAUCAGAAUUUACAACAGUUAACGAAUAUACGACAAAAAAUGUGGCGUGCUUUUGAGAAUCCACACACAUCCACUGCAGCGUUAGUAUUUUACUAUGUAACUGGAUUUUUUAUCGCUGUCUCUGUAAUGGCAAAUGUGGUGGAGACUGUUCCGUGUGGCCAUAGGCCAGGACGAGCAGGUACACUGCCGUGUGGAGAGCGUUAUAAAAUAGUAUUUUUCUGCCUCGACACCGCCUGCGUUAUGAUAUUUACCGCCGAAUAUUUGUUGCGCCUGUUUGCGGCACCAGAUCGCUGCAAGUUUGUGCGCAGUGUUAUGAGUAUUAUUGAUGUUGUUGCCAUACUGCCAUAUUAUAUUGGAUUAGGCAUCACCGAUAACGAUGAUGUGAGCGGUGCCUUUGUAACGUUACGCGUCUUCCGAGUAUUUCGAAUUUUCAAAUUCUCACGGCACUCACAAGGAUUGCGGAUACUUGGUUACACAUUAAAAUCGUGUGCGUCCGAAUUGGGGUUUCUGGUGUUUUCGCUGGCAAUGGCUAUCAUAAUAUUUGCGACUGUUAUGUUUUAUGCAGAGAAGAACGUCAACGGUACGAAUUUCACGUCCAUUCCGGCCGCCUUCUGGUACACUAUAGUAACUAUGACAACGCUUGGUUACGGUGACAUGGUGCCUGAAACUAUUGCUGGAAAAAUUGUAGGAGGAGUUUGUUCGCUCAGCGGAGUCCUUGUGAUCGCUCUACCUGUACCUGUUAUUGUAUCAAACUUUAGCAGAAUAUAUCAUCAAAAUCAACGGGCCGAUAAGCGUAAAGCACAGCGGAAAGCCCGAUUGGCACGAAUACGAAUUGCCAAGGCCUCAUCCGGCGCUGCAUUUGUAAACAAGAAAAAAGCUGCAGAAGCUCGGUGGGCAGCGCAGGAGUCAGGAAUUGAGCUGGAUGAUAACUACCGCGAUGAAGAUAUAUUCGAAUUACAGCAUCAUCAUCUUCUGAGAUGUCUCGAAAAAACAACAGCUUGCGGAAAGUACCUACCGGCUUCGGGCAAUGCUCAAAAUAAUCAAAACAAUCAGCCCAUGGAUGGUACGUACCUGGUGGAGGCUUCCUUUUAAGGCGUAAUAUACUUACAUAUACUGAUAAAAUGUAAUUACAAAUUGAUAAAGUAUUAAAUAUUACAGCACCGAGUUUAUAACCUAAAAAUAUAAUACAUGUAUAUACAAACCUUGCAACUUAAAAAAUUUAAAUAGCGAAAUCUUUAAACUAUGUAUUUCUUGUAGCAUAUCUAUGUUGAACAAGUCAAGGAAAUUCUGGGAAGAAAUAAUUUUGCCCUGAUUUUGUAAAAUAAAAGUUCUAUGAAAACAA